AUGGCCGACCUUUUUUCCGAUGCUGCCGCGCCCGAACCCUCGGCGCUGACCGGCUUUGCCGGCAACCGGCUGCAGCGCUGGUCGGAAAAGCGCAGCGAGACAUCGGUGCCCGAGGCGUUGGCCGAUCCGCGCGCCCGGCUCUUGCUGGUCGGUGCGGGCCGCGCCGUGCUGCGGCCCAACGGAACAACGGCCGAUCCAUGGUUCGAUGUCGCUUCGGCGAACACGCUUGGCGCGGACACCGACGGGGCGGUGCUGCUGGGCUACGAGGAUGACGGCACGCCGGUUCUGGCGGCCUAUGCCGAUGUCGAGGCGCUGCCGGACGAUCUGAAGGCGAUCGAUUAUCGCUCGAUCUAUGUGCAGGGCCUGCUCGACGCGCCCGCGCUCGGCGCGCUGGCGCAGGGCGCCGCUCUGAUAUCCUGGCACGACACCCACCGCUUCUGUUCGCGAUGCGGCCAUAAGAGCGCGAUGGCCGAUGGCGGCUACAAACGCGUAUGCCCGCAAUGCGACGGCCAGCAUUUCCCGCGCACCGAUCCGGUGGUCAUCAUGCUGUCGGUGAGCGUAGACAAUCAGCGGUGCCUGCUCGGCCGCAGCCCGCAUUUUCCCGAGGGCAUGUAUUCGUGCCUUGCCGGCUUCGUCGAGCCUGGCGAGACGAUCGAGAACGCUGUGCGGCGAGAGACCGAAGAGGAAGCGGGCAUCACGAUCGGCCGCGUGGCCUAUCAUGCCAGCCAGCCAUGGCCGUUUCCGCAUACGCUGAUGAUCGGCUGCUAUUGCGAGGCUUUGACCGAGACGAUCCGCAUCGACGACGAACUCGAGGAUGCGCGCUGGUUCACGCGCGGUGAGGUUCGCAAAGUGCUGGACGGGCGUGGCGGGGACGACUUCAAAAUGCCGCCGCGCGGCGCCAUCGCGUCACUGCUCGUCCGCAACUGGGCCGCGGCCGGUUAG
Messenger RNA from Effrenium voratum, 942 nucleotides. NCBI's taxonomy places the organism in Eukaryota, Dinophyceae, Suessiales, Symbiodiniaceae. The record is from the annotation of a GenBank genome assembly.